This is a messenger RNA of Siniperca chuatsi (mandarin fish), 5240 nucleotides long. It is a transcript of the gene pdzph1, whose product is annotated as PDZ and pleckstrin homology domains 1. NCBI's taxonomy places the organism in Eukaryota, Metazoa, Chordata, Actinopteri, Centrarchiformes, Sinipercidae. The record is from RefSeq and is a predicted model, not a curated record. Gene Ontology annotation, molecular function: protein binding. The coding region runs from base 750 to 3860 and encodes 1036 amino acids. The transcript is spliced from 12 exons.
GUGUUCAUUCAGACUGAACAAAUCCUUUACUUUAGACCAGCUGCUUAAUCAGGGAUUUGUUCGAUCUGUUGGCAGGAGCAGUACAGGUAUUUGAUGGACAUGCCAACACAGCUUGAGCACAGCAGUAGUUCAGCUUGAGCACAAAAUGUGUUAGAAACAUAUAGUUAGAUAUUUGCAAUUUAUACUUUUAAAUACCUUUAAUUUAAUAUUCCUUUUUGAUCAGUGCUGUGGAAAUAAUUCACAUGCCAGUUAUUUACUAUUAUAUUGAAUUUCAUGGUAAUGAAUACUGAAUUUUAAACAUUUUCAUGAAAUACAUUUUCUGUUUCCCCAAGAACUGUGUUCAUGUCAGUAUGAUGAUGAGAAAAACAAUAUUACGCUAUCAUUGACACAGAAAACAGAAUUUUUCAUUUUUAUUAUUAUUGUGGACAUUGUCUUAUCCCAUAUUAACUAGGAAAUACGAGAAUGCCCAGAUAAAAGAUGGCUGCCAAACAAACUGACACACAUUUCAAGCCUUCCUCAUUCCCUUAUGUUCCCUUUCUUCCAGCGAGAGUAUAAAAUGUUUGCUUCCAGCAUAAAGUGUAUCCCAAAAUUUACUGCAAAGCGAGGUCACACAAGACUCAAUCAAUGUCCAAUGUGGCAAAUGUGUGUUGAAGUAAAAAAUAACUGAGGUCAAGUUCAUAAAGGUAAAAUAACUCUUUAUUUUCUUUGGCUUGUCUUGCAGUUAAUGUGAGGCUGUGGUGGAUUUAAAAAUGAGCAAGAGGGGGAGGAGGAGAAACAGCAAAAGGAGGAAGAGCUCCAGCAGCAGUAAACAGAGUGUCUCACCAUACAUCUUUCAAAAUCAGAACAAGAUUACCAGUGUCAGCUACAAAGAUGAUAUCGUUGAAAAGGGUGAAACAGACUCUCUUCGAAAGGAAAAUGUUCUGUCCAGAUUUGAAGAUGAGGAGAAAUGCAAGAAUGCUCCACCCAGUGAGAAAAGAUUUAAACAAGAUUAUCAUGUGAAUUCAUUUCCAAACCAAAGGAGUAUUUAUACCAAAACAACAGAGGACACAGAGAACGGAGUGAAGAUAGUAACGUCGGUUUCUGUCAAUGACAUGGAAGAUUCCUCCCCAAAGAUCAUGUUUCAGCAGUCACAUGAACCCUUAACUGAAAAUCCAACUCACUCAUCAACACCAGUUACUAACAUCAUUAAAAUUAACUUCUCCGGGUCACAUGUGAAACUUGAAAUUCAAGAAAUUCUACAACUCAAUACUUCUGGCAUGAAGACCACGUUUGUUUUCGUGAAUGAAAAGGAAGACUGUGCUGAAACCUUUUUUAAUAGCAAAUGUGAGAGGACAUGGAUACCAUACAAUGAGUCAUCUGAGCAGCCAUCACAAGAUGUGACCAAUCACAAUGGAAAUCAAAAUACAAAUUACAGAUUUACCUUUGGCAGCAUGAGUGAACAAACAGAGGCUCAUAGUGAUUCAAAUUCUAUCAGUCUAACAAAGACAUGGGACAAUCCAAACUACUCUCAAUGCCGCAGUGAUUACAAACAACAAAUAUCAACAGACAUUAUGUUGGCAAAUUAUCCAUCAAGCCCACCACCGCUGUUAAAUAUCAAACCACAAGGGAAGAGGAAACAUUUUCACAAAAGCUUCAGUAGUGAUCAGUUCUGGGACAUUCCUCCACCCCGAAAGUUUGCAGAAAUGAAAUAUAACACUUUAGAGGACCUAACAUGUGCCCUGGCUUCUUGUAGGAUUGGUGUGUGUAGUCCUGCUGACAAACAGCAAAGGGAAUUAACCUACAUAACUGAUAAUCAAGAAUCUGGAUGCCCAUGUUCUGUAGAAGCAGAGGAAAGAGCAGAUCUGGCACCUUUGUUUGAUCAGUUAUCAGAAACUGACAACUAUGAGCCCAUGCUCAUGAUACCCUCCCUGUCUACUAACAGGUCCAGCUUCACCAAAGAUUUCAUCAACUGUGAAAAGAGAAAAUCCUGGAUUAGAAACAACAGUACUGCCACUGUAGUACACAGAGCAUGUUCGUUACCAAAGAAAAGACGCCAAACAUUUCCAGGGAUGUCACAGGGUUUGGGAUUGAUGCAGGAGGAUUUUCUGCUGCCCUAUAGUGAAUCUUUUUCCUCAGUCAUGACAAUAACUGUUGGUGCACUCAAACAAACAUUCCGGCAGAUGGACUCAAUAUUGUCACUGGGUAGUUGUAUGGAAAAACACUUUAGAACUGCUUUGGAAGAUGCCUGCAUGUCCCCUUUGCAGGACAUGGAUGUACAUUCAUUAAACACAAAUGAAGUUACAGAGGGGACUGAACCUAAAUCAUUUGGUGAAAAAACAGGAAAUACCAGCUCUUCUCUGUCACUGAUGAUUGAGGAGACAAAUGAUCUGCAACUGAACACAGGAAGAAGGGGUACAGACGAUUCAGACAAACCUGCAGUCACUGCAUCAUGUCCUGCCAAAGGUUCUACAGACACAGAAAUCCACUCAAAAGAGCAGCUCAGAAAAAGUGAGAUGGCAGACAAACAGAUUGUAUCCAGAUCUACCUUAGAGGCCAAAGAGCAUCUGAAGCAUGUGGUUCAUAAAGACCCAGACAGCAGUGGCUCUGACCACUGGGCCAAGAGGCGAAAGCUCUUUAAGGAGAGCAAGCAGUGGAGCUCUGCUGGAGGAAGCUCAAUUACAAGUGACAUCACAGAGGAAACAGUAUCAGAAGACACUCGCUUUGUGGACAUGACAGUUCGAGACAAUGAAGAUAGGGGCUUUUAUACAGAGACUUUCCACUCUUCAGCAUGGAUUUACCAAGGUGAUGAUGUAGGCUCAGGGGCCAUUCCUCCCAGCCUCAACACCAGAACUCGAGCUGUCUCAAUUCGUGAGAGGACUGUAAAGAUCAGCAAAGGGACAGGAGAGUAUCCUUGGGGCUUUCGAAUACAGUUUUCUAAACCUAUUGCUGUUACAGAGGUCGACACAAAUGGGGCUGCUGAGGAAGCAGGGUUAAUGGUAGGAGACUAUGUCCUAGCUGUCAAUGGAACCGAUGUCACCAGCAUUCCUCAUUCUGAGGCUGCUGAUUUGGCUAGGCAAGGUCCAGAUGUUCUAACUUUGACCAUUGGGUCAGACAUUGCUCGUUGUCCUAACACCCCCAGACCAGCAUGUCGUGGUUAUCUUCAUAAGCGUACCCAGUCUGGUCUGAUUAAAGGCUGGAGGAAGAGGUGGUUUGUGCUCACACAUGACUGCUGCCUUUACUACUACAGACACAAACGGGAUGAAGGCAAGAGGCGGGCUUUGUCAGCAGUAAAGCUGGAAGGGGCUGAGGUGGGACCAGAUAUUUCCCUAGGAAAGCCCUUUGUGUUCAAGUGCCGCCCACAGUUUGGUAAUCGAGUGUACUUCUUCUGUGCCACUUCCAACCAGGAGAUGAAAAGGUGGCUGGAAGUUAUGGAGAAAGCUAUCCAUCCCAUCACACAGAACCACGUGUGGGUGGAUGUCACCAGACACAACUCUAAUCUGCCCCCACUGGCUGUGAAAAACCCAGAGUGUCUUGGAUUGCUUCAUAAAAUGGACAAAAACAAGGACAUGUGGGUACAGCACUACUGCAUUCUGAAGGAUGGUUGCCUCUCCUUGUACAGCGGUAUCCGUGCAACUCAUGCACAUGGAGGGAUCUACCUUCAGGGGUACAUGGUGCGAGAGCAGCCCUAUGGAUCCAAGAAAUCCACCAUUGAGCUGAAACCUCCGUCUGAUGAGUUCAAGACCUUCCAUCUCUGUGCUGAAAAUCCUAAUGAGAAUAAACGAUGGAUCAUUGCUAUCAAAGCUUCAAUAAAGAAAUGGCUGCCUUUACAUCAGGUGCUUCAGGAUUACAUGAAUCAACCACCAGAAGAGACCAGAAUGUGAGGCACCGUGUACUCUGUAAAUACUGACAGCAGUCUGACUCAACCUGUGGACCACAAGAUGAGCCUUCUGUUCUGCAGAUUACUGCACUAUGUUCCCUGGGCAGCCACUUUGUCAUGGAGGAUAAUUUCACUCAGGAAAUUCCUGCUGCUAGAGAGAAUUAGGCCAUAGUUAGUAGUGCCCUCAAUCCAUGCCUCCUCAUUUUCAUACAGUUCAAGAGUGAAAUGGUAAACUGCAAAUGGCAGUGCAAUGUGCAAAUGCGAGGGACGAGAACAAACACAGAAAAACUACUUUAUAUUUUUCCGACAUUGUUUUCUUUUCCUUUUGUCAUACAAUUUUUAAUUUUAGCAUUUCCAUGUGUACAUCUAUGACCUAAUGAUCCUUAGAUCAAAAAUAAUUUACCAUUGUGUCUUGUUCUGUUCCAUUUUUUUCUUUGAGAAAUUAUCCUUCGCACUUUCUGCAUUUCUAUCGAUUAACAACAUCUACUAGCACUUUACAUAAGCAGUCAGAAGACUGGACUAUUUGGGACAUUUGGAUUGUGCCAUAAGGUUUUCAAAAUAAGAUUGGGAAAGUCAUGAAACUACUUCUUUACUGUGUUCAUUGUGCUGCAUGUAUUUUAAUUCAUAACCAAACAUUUAGACAAUUCCUUAAAGUGAUUCUGAGAUUGAGACUAACAACAGGCCCAAUGAAAAUACUGAAGAUAUUGAUUACACCAGCUUGUUGACUCAUUGCCCACUAACCGUGUUGGUCUUUUUGCAUGUCUUUUCAAUGCGCCUCAUACUGUAUUACUGUACUCUGUAUUACUGUGUAUUUUUGCUACACUGUAAACUCACUUUUAGAAUAUAUAUGUUCUCUCAUGCUUUUGAUACUGCUUUUACUCACUGCAUAACAGAUAGUAAUGCGUCAAUGUGUUAGCCAAAUCCUGGGUUUAUGUCUGCUACUUAAAUGUAAUUACUAUUCAUUGCCUAGAACUGCUAACAGAGUGUACAAAAUAUACACAAAAUAUACCUCAGUUGCAUAUCUGAGCAAAGUAACAUUGAUUGAAUAACAAUGUGAAGUUCUCAAUUUUGUUUUAAAACAAUUCUCACAUGGCCAUAUAUGUAUAUUGAGAGAGUUAUUGGUUGUCGUAAUCAUUCCUCCUGUCCAUACUCGCUAUGAUGAGAUCCCUUCCUAAUGCGAUUCCAACAUAAGUGAUGGAUGACAAAAUCUGCAGUCCUCUGUCUAUGCAAAAUUGCAUUUCAGUAUUCAGCAAAAGCUAAUGUUGACUCUCUUAAUGUACAUGUGAGUAUUGUUUUAAGACAGACUUGAAGAAAUGUGAAUCAUUGUGUGUGUGAAUGUGUGAUCCUUUAAGACUUCACUUAAUAAAAGGGUUUUCAUACUACA